GGUUAAAAAGAAGAAAAGAAUUGCAUAAGCUAUAAUGUAGGGGAGACUUCUAGUUUUAGGAAGGCGAGGCCUUACAGGAAACUAGGAAAGUGGAUGGAGGCAAGCAUGAGAUAACUGCAGCUGCGGCGUGUGAGUGUGAAUGCGAGCGGGGAAAUAAUGUCAACGUUGAUAGGUGGAAGAUCGAGAUCAACAGCGAGAUCAGGAAGAAGAAGCAGCAGCAGCAGACAGUUGCGGAUUCUGAUUGCGUGUCUUGCUCUUCUCGCCAUUCUGCCUCCGAUAUUCUUCCAUCUCCGGGUCAGGCGUCUCCACCGGAUCCACCUCGCCAAGUGCGCCUGGCUUCACCAACCGCCUCUAGUCUGCGCCCACGGCGGCGACUCUUCCGUCGCCCCCUCCAACACCAUGGCAGCGUAUGUGUCUGCUCUUAAUUCCAAAGUGGACUGCAUUGAGAUCGACGUCUCUCGUUCCUCUGAUGGCGUCCUCUUUGCUCUUCACGACAGGGAUUUGCACCGCUUCUCUCCCAACGCUACUUCUAAAGUUGGUCACCUUACCUCCAACCAGAUAAGAGAGCUUGGUGCUUCUCUCCAUUCUCCUGACAAGUUAAAAGAUCAAAGUAUACCUACCAUUCAAGAUGCCCUCAUGUUGACUGCAAAUUCAGUACGACAGAUAAUUCUAGACAUCAAAGUUGGACCCCCGUUUUAUGAGAAAGGUCUUGCCAGAGACAUUCUCUCUAUUCUGGAGAACACAGUGUGUCAAAACUGUCUCGUAUGGUGUAAAAGUGACAAUUUGGUAAGGGAUGUAAUCAAACUUUCGUCAGAAAUUACGGUUGGUUACAUCGUUAUGAAAGAACCCUCUACUGGGGCUAGAACAAAUUUGUUGAGGAUGAAAGGUGCUGAGGUUGUUGGUGUCUACCACCCGUUGAUUGAUGAAAAGCUUAUGAGAGUUCUGCACAGAAGGAAGAAAAAGGUGUAUGCCUGGACUGUUGAUGAUGUGGAAUCCAUGCAGAGGAUGCUGUUUGAGCAUGUUGAUGCUGUUGUUACGGGCAAUCCAACUUUACUUCAACGCCUAAUGCAAGAUACCAGAACGCAAUGUCUUGAAGAGGGCUAUUCAUUACCACAGUAACAUUUGUUCAGGAACAUAACCCUUUUUUCACAUUAAAUUUGCCUUGUUUCAAAUCUUGAUAAUCAAUACACUAAUCUUUAUUGUUGUAUGCAGUCUCAUUAUUCUCGUGGUUGAUUUGGGGCUUAUACCUUUGCAUUCAUGAUAUUUAGUGGCUCCUUAAAUAUUUGUGGAGCAAAAAAUUGGAAGAGAAUAAUUUGGGUUAUGUUGUUAUUA
Molecule: messenger RNA, 1332 nt
Organism: Arachis ipaensis
Lineage: Eukaryota; Viridiplantae; Streptophyta; Magnoliopsida; Fabales; Fabaceae
Gene: GDPD4
Product: PLC-like phosphodiesterases superfamily protein
Biological process (GO): lipid metabolic process
Molecular function (GO): phosphoric diester hydrolase activity
Source: RefSeq, a predicted model, not a curated record